Messenger RNA from Symbiodinium necroappetens, 588 nucleotides. Lineage: Eukaryota; Dinophyceae; Suessiales; Symbiodiniaceae. The record is from the annotation of a GenBank genome assembly.
AUGGAGCUGCACGACUGGUCGCUGCUGCAGGAGGAGUUGCCGAAGGAGAGCGUCUUGGAGAAGAUUGUGAGAUUUCUGGACGCGAUUUCCCCGGCUUGCUGCAGUUGGAUUCAUGACUGGCACUUGGGCUGGAGUGUGCAACAUGAGCUGGACUCUUACAUAGCCGUCGUUUCGUUCAUCACGGCGCACCAUCAUGCACAGUAUGCGCUCGCGGACAUGCUCGGCGAGAAGGACACCGCCGAGGACGUCACUCUGAUGCUGGAAUCCAGCCGUCAAGUCCGUGAUGCCCAACUACAUUUGAAUAUGAUUGGUGGCGAGGAUAUCAAUAUAUUCAACAACUCGAUUGUGAGCGAGCUGAUUAUCCAGAGAGUCGCGGAGUUCAUCCACCAGUUUGCGCACCAAGGUUUGAUUACCGAGGUCGAGUCGAAGAGCAUGCUUCGGCAAAUCAAGGCUGCCGGCAUCGCUUCCCACACACACAUGAGGAAGCGGAUGAAGACCAUGAAGAGCUGGCGAGAGGAAUCCAUGAGCCCCCAGACACAGCGGAGCGAGUCCGUACUUCUGGGACGGACGGCAAAGCCGAGCUCCCAG